Molecule: messenger RNA, 7490 nt
Organism: Pseudophryne corroboree (corroboree frog)
Lineage: Eukaryota; Metazoa; Chordata; Amphibia; Anura; Myobatrachidae
Gene: PKN2
Product: protein kinase N2
Exons: 24
Coding region: 777-3722 (981 amino acids)
Biological process (GO): intracellular signal transduction; peptidyl-serine phosphorylation
Molecular function (GO): ATP binding; small GTPase binding; protein serine/threonine kinase activity
Source: RefSeq, a predicted model, not a curated record
AAGGCGGCACUUGGCAGCAGCCCCUCAGUGGGCCGUUGUGUAUCACCCCGGCAGGGGCGGUCACGUGAUGACCGCAAAGCGUCGUCCGGCGCGACAGCGUGACACGCAAACGGCGCGACAGGCGCGGCGUACGGGCGGCGAUAGCUGCGAGAGGGGUCUGAGGGCUGCGGCUGCUGCCUGGGGCAGGCUGAGAGCAGAGGAGGCGGCGCCGCCAUUCCCUGGCUUCCUGUAUCCCCGCUUCCUCUAGGGCUCCCAGCGCGGCUGUGCAUGUGAGGAGGGGUCCCCGGGGCAGAGACGGAGAGGGGGAGAAGGGCGACCUGUUUCCCUCCCCCUGUGCGCUCGGAGCCUCCCUCCAACUCCCCCAGGUGCUCGGACCAGAGCCGCAAUGGCGUCCAACACGGACAGGGAGAUCAUCCUGACCGACUACCAGGCGGCACUCAAGACCGCUUAAUAAAGAAGACAAGGACCCCGUAGAUGAAAUAUCAAAGUUUCAAUCUGUGUAUUUCAAGAUUUUCAUCAGGAUAAAUGACAUACACAAAUUCUCACCUUAUAAAGGAACACCACGUGAAACACGCUCCGAGCUCGUCACAGACGUGGCUUCAGUGACAUCAACUUAAUCAAUUAAAACACCUUUCACCAAACUACAAGUACGCUUGGAGCAGUACAGAAUACCUAACCAGCAGUUGAUAAGAAGCAGAUACUUUAUUAGACGUGGGAUCCCUCUUGAGUAUCUAUAACUUGAUAGUUUCUGUGUUGUAAAUCUUUUUAAGGGAUUGAUGCAGUCAUACUAUUUUUAUACAUUACCAGAACCCAGAAGCCACAUAGUUGACACCAUGGGUAUUAAUCAGAAAAUAGACUUCUCUGACCCUCUAUCACAGCCAAAUUUGGAUGAAAUAAAGGAUCAAAUCAAGCGUGAAAUUAGAAAAGAACUUAAAAUCAAAGAAGGAGCAGAAAACCUUCGGAAGGUUACCACGGACAAAAAGAAUUUGGCUUAUGUUGAUAAUAUUUUGAAAAAGUCAAAUAAGAAACUUGAAGAACUACACAACAGUCUGCAAGAGUUGAAUGCACAUAUCGUUGUACGAGAAGCAGAAGAUCUACCAGAUUGUCCCAAGACACCAGACACUCCAAAAAGUGACUCCGGCUCAUCUACGAACAAUGGAAGGCUGACAGCUUUGCAGAAGCAGUUAGACAUUGAGCUGAAAGUGAAACAGGGAGCAGAGAACAUGAUUCAAACCUAUUCUAAUGGACCUUCAAAAGACAGGAAGCUGCUUGGCACUGCCCAACAAAUGCUUCAGGACAGCAAAACAAAAAUAGAAGUCAUACGCAUGCAGAUUCUCCAAGCAAUGCAGCAGACCAGUGAAAUGUCCUUUGAUAAUGAGAAACCUGUGAUUAGUCCCCUUGAGCUCCGAAUGGAAGAAUUGCGGCACCACUUUAGGAUAGAAUUUGCAGUGGCUGAAGGAGCAAAGAAUGUAAUGAAGCUGCUAGGGUCUGGGAAAGUUACAGAUAGAAAAGCUCUUACCGAAGCUCAGUCAAGAUUUAAUGAGUCAAGUCAGAAGCUGGACCUUUUGAAGUAUUCUCUUGAACAAAGACUUAAUGAACUCCCGAAAAACCAUCCUAAAAGUAGUAUUAUCAUUGAGGAGCUUUCUCUGGUUGCGUCCCCAACACUGAGCCCGCGACAAAGUAUGAUCUCCACACAGAACCAGUAUAGUACACUCUCCAAGCCAGCUGCUCUAACAGGUACCCUAGAAGUCAGGCUCAUGGGAUGUCAGGAUAUUCUGGAGAAUGUCCCUGGCAGGUCCAAGGCCACUACCGCUACCCUCCCUGGCUGGAGUCCGAGUGAAGCCAGAUCCUCCUUUAUGAGCAGGACAAGUAAAAAUAAAAGUGCCAGCAGUCGGAAUCUCCUGAAGACAGAUGACUCUUCCAAUGAGGUUUGUGCUGUGUUGAAGCUGGACAAUACCGUAGUUGGUCAGACCAACUGGAAACCUAUUUCCAACCAGUCUUGGGACCAGAAGUUUACACUGGAGCUGGACAGAUCCCGGGAAUUGGAGAUUUCAGUGUUCUGGCGGGAUUGGAGAUCACUGUGUGCAGUAAAGUUUCUGAGGUUAGAAGAUUUCCUGGACAAUCAGCGGCAUGGCAUGUGUCUGUACCUGGAGCCACAGGGCACUCUCUUUGCAGAGGUUACCUUUUUCAAUCCAGUUAUUGAAAGAAGACCGAAGCUUCAGAGGCAAAAGAAAAUAUUUUCAAAACAACAAGGUAAAACAUUCCUUCGAGCGCCACAGAUGAAUAUAAACAUUGCCACUUGGGGGCGAUUGGUGAGAAGAGCAAUACCCACAGUCAAUCACUCUGGCACCUACAGUCCGCAGGUCCCGGUUACCAGCUCCGUUCCGAUUGUAGACACGCGGAAUGUAGAAUUAUCGCCAUCAGUCAGAAGUGAUUCUCCUACAGGCAAGUUGGACUUUGAACUAGAACCAGAAGCGCCAACCGCUCCACCUCGAGACUCUUCAUUAGACCUUGACCUAUAUCAGUCUUCAUCAGAAAUGAAGACACCAGGCAUGCCAGCUCAGGACACGGGACCAGUUUAUGAAUUUUCAAAUAAUAGAAACAGUGUAGCUACAAAAUCCACAACAGACCUAACGAAUGAAGGGGACAUCACAGUAUCGGACCUGGAUUACAGUGCACUACGAGAGGCGGAGGACAGACGAGUGCAGCAGCGGUUUCAGUUCAGUCUGCAGGACUUCCGGUGUUGUGCAGUAUUGGGAAGAGGGCACUUUGGAAAAGUGCUGUUGGCAGAGUAUAAGAACACUAAUGAAAUGUUUGCUAUCAAAGCCUUAAAAAAAGGAGAUAUAGUAUCCCGUGACGAGGUUGACAGCCUUAUGUGCGAAAAACGCAUCUUUGAAACUGUGAAUAGUGUGCGGCACCCGUUUUUAGUGAACCUGUUUGCUUGUUUCCAAACCAAAGACCACGUCUGCUUUGUAAUGGAAUACGCUGCUGGAGGAGACCUAAUGAUGCACAUCCACACCGAUGUGUUUUCUGAGCCUAGAGCUGUGUUCUAUGCAGCGUGUGUGGUUCUUGGCCUUCAGUAUUUACAUGAGCACAAGAUUGUCUAUAGAGAUUUGAAGUUGGAUAAUCUGCUGUUGGAUACAGAAGGAUUUGUGAAAAUUGCUGACUUUGGUCUUUGCAAGGAAGGAAUGGGCUUCGGGGAUCGAACCAGCACUUUCUGUGGAACCCCAGAGUUCCUGGCCCCAGAAGUACUUACAGAGACAUCGUACACAAGAGCGGUUGACUGGUGGGGGCUGGGUGUCCUUAUUUAUGAAAUGCUGGUUGGAGAGUCCCCCUUUCCUGGAGAUGAUGAAGAGGAAGUAUUUGACAGUAUAGUCAAUGAUGAAGUCAGAUAUCCACGGUUCCUGUCUACAGAAGCCAUCUCUAUUAUGAGAAGACUGUUGAGGAGAAAUCCAGAGCGCCGUCUAGGGGCAGGUGAAAAGGAUGCGGAAGAUGUGAGGAAACAUCCGUUCUUUAGACAUAUAGACUGGCACGCAUUAUUGGCGAAGAAGGUGAAACCUCCAUUCGUGCCCACAAUCAAAGGACGGGAGGACGUGAGCAAUUUUGACGAUGAAUUUACCUCAGAAGCCCCCAUUUUAACCCCUCCCCGGGAGCCAAGGUUAUUAACAGAGGAUGAGCAAGAAGCAUUCAGAGAUUUUGACUAUGUUGCGGAUUGGUGCUGAGAGAGGGGGACACUGUGAAACUGGAGAGACAUGGCUCACAAUAUGACAACCGAAAAAGCAAAUCGUUCCUCACUGCUUUGUGCCAUCUACAGCUCCUGACUUUUUUUUCUUUUAAAAUCACAUGAAGAUUCUUUUUAAAGUACUUUGUAAUACAAAUGUGUGUGAACUCUACAGCAGAGUGGCCACUUCCAACAUACACCCAUAUUAUUUUUAUAACUGAGCACUGGAAAGCAACUUUUAUACCUGGUCUGUUAACACAAGGAUGCAGGCCCUGCAAUACUCCCUUACAUAUCUGUCCUCCAUCCUCUUGCUGACUCUCUCUACUUGCGGAUAACAGAACUUUGGUCUAGAACAAAUAUAUUUAAUUUUAAAAGUUAAAUUCAAGGAGCAGCCUUAGCAACUUUAAGGCUCAAGCUUUGCAAUAAUCCUUUUCAUUACCCAGAGAAGAUACUGUUAAAUGUUUUAGAAUUUUUUUUUCUUUACUUUCCAAACAGAAGAAAUUAUGCUUUACAUAGACCUUGAUCUCUAAAUGUUUUUGGGGUAAGGUCGAUCAAAAAACUUUUCAAGCAAGAGCCUCUAAAACUCGGAUGGUCAAAAGUCUGUAAUCUACCACAUAUAAUGUACUGAUCUGGCAUCUAGAGUUAAUUUGGUUUUCAGUUACAAUGAGCUUUGCUUUGGUGAAGUAAUACACUUUAACAGUUCAUUAUUGUGUUGGACCUGGGUCGUUGUCUAAUUUGACUCCACAGACACUGGUUGCAGCUAGUGUUCUUUCAGAACAUAUAGAUUUUCCAGAAACCAACAGUGCAACAGUAGAACGUCCACUAUAGAGAACUAGAACACAAAAGGACAACUAGCUCCAUCUCUCCAUUACUGCUAACACUAUUCUAAGUGUUGCUGGUUAUAUAAGGGUCAGGCAUGAUUCGACUGAGGCAUUGAUAAGACACCUAUAGAAGGGAUAUCCUGAAAAGUAGACUUGGCUACUUGAAUAAAUGAUUGUCUGUGCAUUGUGUACUUGAUCAAACUAACCAUGUUUACAAAAAAAUGUAGUCUCUAAUGUAGCUGCAACCCACCGCCUUCUGCCCAGGUUUCAAUGGAUGCACCGUGCAUUUGCAAUAUGCUGCUGUCUGCGUUUUCUGCAUUGCAGAAGUCCGUAAGCCAGUUAGCACAGCAGUCCACCUUUGAAUGUAAUACCACAAGUUAUCUGUCUACAUCUUGUCCUGUUCAUCGUUGUCUUUGGGUUUGCAUUAAUGAACUGCAACAAGAGAUGCCUUGUUUAUGUGAAGUCCUACAAUAUUUAUUAGAGAGAGAAAAAAAAAAGUUUGUCCAUUGUUAUAUUUUUUUAAUGCCUUAACUCUUGUGAGACAACCAUGAGCUUCCAACAGGGAAUUACACAAAGUGUACCAAAGUCACUUGCCAAAUACUUUGCCUUGCAGCAUUCUAACUACAUAGAUGUCAGUGUGUCAACCAACACAUUGCUCAACAGUGGUGUUAUGGCUACUGUGCCAAUGAAUUCACUAGCCGAGGAAAGAGCAAGACAUUUGCAUGAUGUACACACUACUUCUAUGAAAGGGGGAACAGUCAGAUAAACUAUCAUUGUAAUUGUGACUAUAUACAAAUGCAUUUUACAUGUUAAAUUGAAAAUAACAGUCAGUCUGUACCAGACUUCAGUGAAAAUGUUUCUGUUCUGUACUAGGACUCAUGUUGCAGUAUAGCAUCCAGUAGCAACUAAGCACACGUUGGCUUUCUGCUUUAUAAAGUCGACUAGUAACUUGGUUGCUCAAGGUUACAGCAUAUUCAUGUGCACCGUGGUAAGUACCUAGGUACUUGCACUGUAGACUGUGUAUUGGGCUCCUUCUGAAAAGAAAAAUGCAAGUUUAAUUUUUAAAUCUUUUAACCACGCGACAAUCAGUGAGUACAGAUGGCAUGAUUUCAGUCAACAGAAAGGCUUGUGGGCUGCUUUUAAAUGAUCGUGCUCCUGCUUGAGAAAAUGCUCAGAAAAAGCUCUUGCGUUUCCUAUAUUUUUAGUAACUGUUCCUUUUCAUAUCCCACGCAUUGCUGUAUUCCCCAAAUUGUAACCGUGCAGUUGUUUUAAUUUACAAAGUGCUCCUUUAGUAAUUGAAAAUGACAGGGUUGAUAGAUGGCCUCCAAUACUUGGAGAUGAAGUGCUUUCUGGGUCAGCCUGUACCUAAGCUACGAUCACGUAUCUUAUGCAUACCCUACACUAGUAUUUAUGGAGCAUGCAAUCUUUCUGGGUGUGAACACCUUGGCAAUGACCACAUGGACGGGAGAUAAUCUACUAUUUGAUUUUUAAAAAAAAGUACACUAAACCAACACUCGGGCCACUGGAUUUCUCAUUCUUACGCAUCUGAGGGUAAACGCAAUAUGUUGUAACAGAAUGUAUAAAUAUUUUUGAUAAUAUUGUAUAUUUUAUAAUCCUAUUGUAACACUAAUUGUAGCUGUACCUCAAAGCCUGAAGAUAAAGCUUAUGUUCUGCCUUUUUACUGACUGUUGGGCUCUGUUGGACCCUUCCAACAGUAGAGAGAUUAAUAUUAUAUAUUUUGUUUACUAGAGUUCGGAAACUAGUAAAUGUCUUGUGUGUGUCUGAGAUCGCUCAUAUUUCCUUGUUUAUCUGGGCUGGAGAUGGUAGGAUACAGGAAGUACCUCACAUCGGCUAGACAUGACGUGAAAAUCAAUCCGCUUUGGUGAGAAACUCUGUAUCAAGGAAUUGUCAUUUGAUAUCCAAAUAUUUUAUAGUAAAUUAAUUUAAAGUGUAAAGAACUGUAUCCAGCGUUUUAAACUGCAUCUGUUCUUUGUACACAGCAGAGGAUGCCAUUUUGUUAUGUGCCUCAAUAUUCCUGAGAAUGCAGUCAUUCAGACAGGAACUGGUCACAUGACUGAUGUUCCGUAGUCCUCUAGGAUGUUCCUAGAAUUGAGUCUGGAUUUUCGUGAAUAUUGGCAUAAACAACAAAAUGGCUGCCUCUUUGAGAAACUAUGAAAGGUCUAUACAUGAAGCAGUGAAAAAAAGUGUAGAAGUGAGCCAGUGGUGAAGCUGCCCAUGGCAACCAAUCAGUGUUGAGGUAACAUUCAUAAAAUGCAUUGUAUAAAAUUAUACGUAGCAGCUGAUUGGUUGCCAUGGGCAACUUCUCCACUUAGUCACUUUUCACUGUUUCAUGAAAAGACUCCUAUAUCUGCUGCAUAAACACAGCUGUAUGAUAGGAGCAUGGGAUUACUAAGGAAAUAUGAGCUUGUACUGUUUUUUGUUAGUAAAUCUUUAUUUUUAGAUACUAUGCUUUUGAGGUGCAUUUUUUCUAUUUGAUUGUUUUAUGUAGUAAGACAGCUGUGUGCAGAAAGGCUUCUUAGCAUUUUAACUGACAUUUUAUCAAUGUAAACCACAUAAUGUACAUAACUUGUAGUUUAAUGGAAUCACUAGACAUUAUAUGCCGGGGUAUGUCACAAACGUAAGCUGAAAAGAAGCACUAAUUUUAGAAGGGUUUUGUUUUGUUUUUCGUUUUUUUGUUUUUGUUCUGUUUUUUUUUUAUACAAAUAACUAUUUUUAGGCAAAUUAUGAUUUUAAACUCUAGAUUGUAAAUAUAUUUUGCUAUAGCUGUAAGUGGCUGCUAAAGCACUUUGUAAGGAAAUUAGAGUAUUUUUAGGAUGGUACACUAUGCAUUGAUAUUAAAUGUGCCUUUAAGAAAUGUCAUUCUACAAUGGAGUGUUUUUGCAGUCAUUAAGUCAUAUGAAUGCACAAAUUAAAUCCUUUCAAAUAGA